Molecule: messenger RNA, 1019 nt
Organism: Trichomycterus rosablanca
Lineage: Eukaryota; Metazoa; Chordata; Actinopteri; Siluriformes; Trichomycteridae
Product: chemerin-like receptor 1
Exons: 2
Coding region: 46-1014 (322 amino acids)
Biological process (GO): positive regulation of cytosolic calcium ion concentration; inflammatory response; complement receptor mediated signaling pathway
Cellular component (GO): plasma membrane
Molecular function (GO): complement receptor activity; G protein-coupled receptor activity
Source: RefSeq, a predicted model, not a curated record
UUCUGCAGCACCGUACUGAAGCAGCCAAGAGAAUCAAGUUUCAUCAUGAAUUCGACCCCAGGAAAUGAAUCCCAAGUCAAACUCUGCACGAACGCCGUAUGUGUUUUCAUUUCAACAGCCAAUACGAUCAUCUGCAUCCUGGGCACCAUCGGCAACGGUUUGGUGAUCUGGAUCACGGGGUUUAAGAUAAAGAAAUCGGUGAACAGAAUUUGGUACCUCAGUCUGGCUGUGUCUGAUCUCCUGCUGUGUGCCACUCUAUCCUUAUUUGUCUUCUACUUUAUUAAGAAAGACUGGGUCCUUGGGGAUUUCAUGUGCAAGUUCAGGUCCUUCUUCUUGUUGCUCAACAUGUUCAGCAGCAUCUUCCUCCUCGUCAUCAUCAGCGUGGAUCGCUGCCUCGUCGUCAUGUUUCCUGUUUGGGUGAGAAACAAUCGUACUGUAAGAAAAGCCUUGGUAGUGGUGCUUCUAGCUUGGAUUAUUUCGGCAGCACUGAGCGUAUCAUAUUCCAGUUUCCGGGAUGUUAAAGAGAAUUCAUCAAAUCAAACCAAAAUCUGUUACUACAAUUAUAACAAGAAAGAACGUACAGCUGUAGUGGUGAGCAAGUUCAUCUUCGGAUUCGUGAUCCCGUUCCUGGUCAUCAUCGUCUGUUACGUCCUCAUCAUGCGAAAGCUGAAGAACAAACAGAUGGCGAAGAACACCAAACCCUUUAAGAUCAUGACGUUGCUGAUUGCUGUUUUUUUCGUCUGCUGGCUGCCGAUGCACAUCUUGUCCAUGAUGAAAAUAAAAUUACAGUAUCGUCAAUCCCCAUCGCCGGUCUUCAUCGGACAAAAAUUUGCCACCACCCUCGCCCACGCCAACAGCUUACUGAACCCGAUUCUUUACAUGCUCAUGGGCAAGAGUGUUAAGACCACAUAUUCAACACUUCUAUCCAAGCUGCUAAACGCUAUGGAGGAGGAGGACCAGAAGUCUGUCCAGGGAACACCUCUGAACUCGGGAACACUUGUUUCUUCUGAGUGAUUUAA